UCGGGAUAGCCUCCGGAAGGGGCCAGAUUCGGCGUGACUGCGGACCCUGCUAGGGGUCGGUGAGGUCGAUGGAGACCCCGGGUUCUUCCUACCUCCCGGGACUCUCCCCAGUCUGCCCUCUCCUCCUAUAUGCGGGUGGAAGCGGUUGGAUCCCCGGGAGCCUACUCCGAGCGAGGCUAAAUUUACGGAAAGAUUUCCCACUAGCAGUUUGAGGGGUUGUGGUUAGAUCUUUAGAGGGACUUCCUGAGAUUUAACCAGAGACUCAGAACGGGAUGGGAGGAAUUUGGACCCUGGUUCGACUACGGCCACUUUUUGCUCCAGUUUCUAAACCUCUCAUCCCGUAACAGGGGCGCUCCAGGCAGCAGGAUGUGGUCCGGCCUUCUCCGUAGUCUCAACACGUCCCUGAGCUGUGGUCUGGCCCUGGCUCCCCGGCUCUGGGCCACCCGCCCCAUGGCCACCCUGAACCAGAUGCACCGCCGAGGACCUCCGAAGCGGCCGCCCCGGAAGCUGGGCCCCACAGAAGGCCGGCCGCAGCUGAAGGGUGUGGUUCUGCACACGUUCGUCCGCAAGCCCAAGAAGCCCAACUCGGCCAACCGCAAGUGCUGCCGGGUGCGGCUCAGCACCGGCCAGGAGGCCACCUGCUAUAUCCCUGGAGAGGGCCACACCCUGCAGGAGCACCAGAUUGUCCUUGUUCAGGGCGGCCACACCCAGGACCUGCCUGGUGUCAAGCUCACUGUCGUGCGCGGCAAAUACGACUGUGGCCAUGUACAGAAGAAGAAGUGACCGCCUGGACACUGGGGGACUGGGCAUCCCCGCAGAAAAAAACUUUCCUCUUCAGGCUCCAGCAGAGUCCUUGGGACACAAUUCCAGCGGCCAGUCCUGGAUUCAAAUACUGGCUCAGCUUCUCUAGUCAGGACCACCGUUAGCCCGUGGGGGGCCUGGGUGUAAAUGAGAAAAGGCACCUGUCUAUCAUGACUCUUCUUGGUUUCCACCAGUGGUGUUGGCCUGAGGUUCCCUUUCUGCUGGGACAGGACACUGUACUGCCAUCUGCUGGGAAGGGGUUGUAAUAAACACAGAGACCCCCACGGUGUGAAGUGAAUGGCAACCUCUAGCCCUCUGCUCCCUGUGGAGCUUGGCACUGAGAUCACUUCUCACAAUGCUCCCUUUGUUCAGUUGCUUGAAGAUUAAAUGAGACGAUCUGGCAUAGUCGUUAAGAGCUCGGCUGCUAACCAAACGGUCACCAGUUCAAAUCCACCAGCUGCUCCUUGGAAACCCUAUGGGGCAGUUCUACUCUGCCCUAUAGGGUCGCUAUGAGUCAGAAUUGAUUCCAUGGCAGUGUCUUUUUUUUUUUUUUUUUUUUUUAAUGUGCUUAAGAUACAGAUAGUACUCCUGUUUUAAGCUUUGGAGUCAGGUAGGUGGCCCUGAGUCCCAGCUACAUUUCCUAUGGUCGUAGGACCUGGGCAGGUGAAGCUCUGCCCACAAGCUUCCCAAUCUGGAAAAUGGUGGUAAUUGUAACGCUGAUGUUGAAGGAUUAAAUGGCUGCACGACUUCAAA
Molecule: messenger RNA, 1554 nt
Organism: Loxodonta africana (African savanna elephant)
Lineage: Eukaryota; Metazoa; Chordata; Mammalia; Proboscidea; Elephantidae
Gene: MRPS12
Product: mitochondrial ribosomal protein S12
Exons: 2
Coding region: 367-783 (138 amino acids)
Biological process (GO): translation
Cellular component (GO): small ribosomal subunit; ribosome
Molecular function (GO): structural constituent of ribosome
Source: RefSeq, a predicted model, not a curated record